Molecule: messenger RNA, 892 nt
Organism: Arachis ipaensis
Lineage: Eukaryota; Viridiplantae; Streptophyta; Magnoliopsida; Fabales; Fabaceae
Source: RefSeq, a predicted model, not a curated record
UACUCUGCCCAGUGCUUUGUGCCUCACUAUCUCUGUUCUUCAUAUUGACGCUGCUCUCUCAACCUUGGCUUCGGCGGAUUGCUGUUGUCUCGCAGUUCAGCUGCUAUGAAGGAGAGCAACUUGCCAGUCUGCUGCAAUCAACUAAGAGGGGGAUCGAAUUAGCGAGAUGCACGGAUGGAAAUUCUUUGCCAGAAAAGAUAUGGCUAAAGCAACAGUUUUCUAUUGGGGUUAAUGACGUAACCCGGGUCCUUGAACGAAUGAGACCAUGCACUGAGCUGGGAAAGUCUGCUCAACUUCCCCCUUUAAUCAGCAGCACUCAUAGAUCACCUUUGGUUAAACUUCAGGCUGUCCUUGUAGCUUCCGAUACUAAGCCAAAUUGGUUGACUAAGCAUCUGCCAGGUUUGGCUUCAUCAAGAGGGGUGCCCUUAAUCUUUGUUAAAGAUAACAAAGGUGGUUCUUUGAGAUUAGGUGAACUUGUUAAAUUGAAAACUGCCAUUGCUAUUGGAAUUAAGGAAAAAGGGAACCCCAUCAAUAAAAUUUAUGAAGAUAUACUUUAAAAGGCAAUGAAUUUAAACAUGGAAAAGACAGGCCAGAUUUCACUGCUACAUUUGGCGAACAAAUUGAGAAGAGUAACAUGCCCCAGCCAUCUAAAUGAAUGGCUAUAGGUUUAUAACCCAUUCUUGAACUUGUAUUCUAAUGUAGUUCUUUAUAUCUAGACUAGAUACAUGUUACAUUUUUUCAUUUACAGUCAUGGUCUAUUGUACAUUAAACUUUACAUGCAAGCAGAUCAGCGCCAGAUUUUUAGUUAUAUAACUUUGUGGCGUGCUGGAAUUAUGCGCUAGCACUUGAUGUUGAAGGUUCAACACUACCAACUGGAUCAGCAUUGGUAUUA